Messenger RNA from Talpa occidentalis (Iberian mole), 7950 nucleotides. It is a transcript of the gene ZNF638, whose product is annotated as zinc finger protein 638. Gene Ontology annotation, molecular function: zinc ion binding; mRNA binding. Gene Ontology annotation, cellular component: nucleus. The transcript has 28 exons. The record is from RefSeq and is a predicted model, not a curated record. The coding region runs from base 1658 to 7564 and encodes 1968 amino acids. Gene Ontology annotation, biological process: regulation of RNA splicing. NCBI's taxonomy places the organism in Eukaryota, Metazoa, Chordata, Mammalia, Eulipotyphla, Talpidae.
GGGGCCUGAGGAGGCAGCUGCGGGCCUGACAGCGGAGGAAGCGGUGGUGAGGGAGCACUGAGGAGGGAGUAACCCUUCCCGUCCGGCCUGGAAGAGAGGCGGCGGAGCUUGAGCCGAGCCUUUUGGCAAGCGACGUGGUGCAAGAAGCGUGGAGAGAAGAGCUUGUUUGUGUUUGGGGCUGGGAAGGGGGAGAGUCGGGAUGAAGGGAGGGAACGUUAAGACUCCAGCGGCUUUUGCUGGUCGGUGUUGCCGAUGCCUGCCUUGGUGCUGGUGUGAAAGCAAAGAAAAUGUCACCUCUCCAGAAUUCGGAGGGCUCGUGUUCUGAGGUAUUCCAGAUACCUCAGAGGAAUCGUGAAAUGCGGAUCGUUAGCCCUGUUUGCGUGUCAUCCCUAGCCCGGGUUCGUGCUGUUAAAGGUGGGGGGAGAAUGUCUGUCACAAUCACACACACGAAUCCCCGAGGACGUUUGAAACAGAUCUUUUGUUGCUUGAAGUAAUUGCAAACGAGGGAAACAAUCUUUAAUUGAACUAGACAAUGAAGGCUGCUUCAAGAGAAUUUUUCUUAAUCCUGAAGUUUGCGCUAAGCGAAAAUGGGAUAGAACGUAAUAACUAUGUAAGUCCAAGCUCUGAAAAGAGUUCUGAAGAAAAACUUGUUACCGGGAUCCGGCGACCUAGGUUGAUCUAAAUUCUUUUUCUAACUAGCGGUGGAUUCGGUAUUUCUUCAUUGGUUGUAAAGGGUUAACAAGAUGUUUGCUGGUUCAGAUUUGCCAUUAAAAAUUGACGAACUGGAAAAAGAUUUUUUAAAAUAACGAAUUUAAUGGCUUACACAGAAAAUAAACACACACUUUUCUCUUUUUUUAAACAAGCUUCAAGAUUUGUUGAUAUUAAGCAUUCAAAAAUUAGUGGGCUUUUAUGUUGAAUUCUUUUUCUUUUAAAAAAUUAGCAUUUCGUAUAUACUUGUAUUCUGCUACUAUGUAAUAUGUCUUUUCAAAUAAUCCCUGGAAUCCAACAUGUUAAUACACUAAAAUAUGCUGGGCUGUUCCCUCUUUGGUGGUUUGUGUUGGAAGCAAGUCAGGGUAAAGAUAAAAACAGUUGGAAGAAAUUGCAAAAUCUAAUUUUUUUUAUUGUUUUCGCGAUGUGUUUAUUCAUGUUACACAGUCAUUAUUUUGAAUAUUGGUUAAUUUUUAGUUUUGUAAUUUUUGUGUCUUGUUACGGAAGAGUGUAUACAGCAGAUACUACACUUUAAAAGAUGCUUCUUACAGUCCAUCUCUUUGUGCUUCAUGGCUGUCUUAUUUUCUCUUGGGUGCUCUUAAGAAAGUGAUUUCUGGAAAUUUUUUUUUUUUUAUGUAGUGAAAGAAAAUGAGAGACAAAUAGUGUAGUGGAAGGAGAAUAGGCUUUGGAAUCAGAAGAUCUGGAUUCGAAUCCCUGUUUUCCUCUUACUGUAUAGGUGAACUUUUGCUUUGUGUUAUUCUUGGAAAAUUUCGCACCACUUGUGAAUUCCUUGAACCUGGGCAUUGCAAACCCACUUCUGUUGGGCCCAUCUCCUUUGCACUUUGCUCAGAUUAAGACUCAGUUGGCGCUUCAGCAGCUGAAUGCCGUUGCCUCACAUAGCUCAGCACCACCUUAUACCUUAUUAAAUCAGGCUUUCUUGAAAAUAGCCAUGUCGAGACCCAGGUUUAAUCCUCGAGGGAACUUUCCACUUCAGAGGCCACGAGCACCUAACCCUUCUGGGAUGAGGCCUCCAGGACCAUUUAUGAGGCCUGGAUCUAUGGGUCUUCCAAGAUUCUACCCAGCAGGGAGAGCCCGUGGCAUUCCACACAGAUUUGCUGGCCAUGAAUCUUACCAGAACAUGGGACCACAGAGAAUGAAUGUUCAGGUAACUCAACACCGAACUGAUCCAAGAUUGACCAAAGAAAAAUUGGAUUUUCAUGAAGCACAGCAAAAGAAGGGGAAGCCUCAUGGUAGCCGGUGGGAUGAUGAGCCUCAUUUAUCUGCAUCAGUGGGAGUGAAACAGAGCUCUAUAACACAGGUUACAGAGCAGAGUCCUAAAGUGCAGAGCCGCUAUACAAAAGAGAGUGCCUCAAGUAUCUUAGCAAGUUUUGGAUUAUCUAAUGAAGACUUAGAAGAACUUAGUCGUUAUCCUGAUGAACAGCUGACACCUGAAAACAUGCCAUUAAUUUUAAGGGAUAUAAGAAUGAGAAAAAUGGGGCGCCGAUUACCUAAUUUACCUUCACAGAGCAGAAAUAAAGAAACGCUUGGUAGUGAGGCAGUUUCAAGUAAUGUGAUUGAUUAUGGGCAUGCAAGCAAAUAUGGUUACACAGAAGAUCCACUUGAAGUACGUAUUUAUGAUCCGGAAAUUCCAACUGAUGAGGUCAAGAAUGAAUUUCGGUCACAGCAGAGCAUUUCUGCAUCUGUUCCAGCUCCAAAUGUGAUAUGUAAUUCUAUGUUUCCUGUUGAAGAUGUAUUUCGACCAUUGGACUUCCCCAGUGAGUCCUCCAAUAAUCAAUCCUUUUUCCCAGUUGAGAGUGGAACCAAGAUGUCAGGCUUACAUAUUUCAGGAGGACAGUCAGUCCUUGAACCUGUAAAAUCCGUUAACCAAUCAGUUAACCAGACAAUGAAUCAGUCUCUGAUUCCUCCCUCUAUGAACCAGCAACCUUUUUCAUCGGAAUUAAUUUCAGCUGUAAGCCAACAAGAACGAAUCCCACAUGAACCUGUGAUUAAUUCAUCUAAUGUACAUGGACCAUCAGGAGGAAGUAAAAAGAAUUACCAGUCAGAGGCUGACAUUCCCAUUCAAUCUCCCUUUGGGAUUGUGAAAGCAUCAUGGCUACCAAAGUUUUCACAUGCUGAUGCCCAGAAGAUGAAAAGACUUCCAACACCUUCUAUGAUGAAUGAUUAUUAUGCAGCAUCUCCAAGAAUAUUUCCACAUUUGUGUUCUCUGUGUAACGUAGAAUGUAGUCAUUUGAAGGAUUGGAUUCAGCAUCAAAAUACAUCCACUCAUAUUGAGAGCUGCCGACAGUUACGUCAACAGUAUCCUGAUUGGAAUCCUGAGAUCCUCCCAUCAAGAAGAAAUGAGGGCAAUAGAAAAGAAAAUGAAACACCAAGAAGACGUUCUCAUUCCCCCAGUCCUAGACCUUCUAGGAGAUCAAGCCCAAGUCACAGAUUGCAUCGAUCUCGAAGCCCAAUGCGUUAUAUAUACAGACCGAGAAGUCGAAGUCCUAGAAUUUGCCAUCGUUUCAUUUCUAGAUACAGAUCUAGAUCCCGUUCACCAUAUCGAAUGAGACAUCUAUAUAGAGGUAGUCCAAAAUGCUACCGAUCAGUUAGCCCUGAAAGAACAUUACGGAAAUCUGUGCGAUCAUCAGAUAGGAAAAAAGCAUUAGAAGAUGUAGUACAACGAUCCGGGCAUGGGUCAGAAUUCAAUAAACAGAAGCAUCUUGAAGCAGUUGAUAAAGGAAACUUACCAGCACUAAAGCCUAAAACUGUUAGUGGAUCAAAAACAUCAGUUAAAUCGACAACCUCUACCAAGAGUGAUUCAAAUUUAGGACAUUCUACUCGUUAUAAAUCUAAGAAUGUUGAAGAUGACACCUUACCAGAAUCUAAACAAGUUUCUGAUAAAGCUGUUUCUCUCCAGCGUAAGCUUCGGAAAGACCAGUCUUUGCAUUAUGGUUCAGUUCUUCUUAUAUCUGAAUUACCAGAGGAUGGCUGUACUGAAGAAGAGAUUAGAAAAAUAUUUCAACCAUUUGGAAAAGUUAAAGAUGUCCUUAUUGUUCCAUAUAGAAAGGAGGCUUACAUAGAAAUGGAGUUUAAAGAGACAAUUACUGCAGUAAUGAAGUUUGUUGAAACAACACCUAUUCUUAUAAAAGGGAAAACUGUGAAAGUAUGUUUUCCAGGAAAGAAAAAACCACAGAACAAAGAGGUGAAAAAAAAGACAGCAGAUUCAAAGAAAACAUCUGCAUCUACUUUAAAAAAAGAUGCAGAUGCUUCCAAAGCUGCUGAAACUGUGACUUCAACUUCUGCUACCAAAACUGGACAGACCAAGACAACUGUAACCAAAGUGAACAAAUCUUCAGGGAAGUCAGCAGGUUCUGUAAAAUCUGUGGUAACAGUAGCUGCUAAAGGUAAUAAAGCUUCAGUCAAAACAGCAAAGUCUAGUGGAAAGAAGUCUUUGGACGUCAAAAAGGCUGGCAUUGUCAAAAACAAAGACACCAGUAAAACUCUGACACCUGUUCAAGGAAACUCUGAAAUAAAGACAAGAAUGGAAGCCAAACCCACUGAAAAUAGUGCUAAAGAAAUGAUUUCAGAUGCUGCUUUGGAGGCCACGGAAAAUGAACCAGUUAACAAGGAAGCAGAGGAAAUGUGUGUGGUACUUAUUACUAAUUUGCCUAAUAAAGGAUAUUCUGUAGAAGAAGUUUACAACCUAGUAAAACCAUUUGGUGGUUUAAAGAAUAUUUUGGUUUUGUCAUCUCAUAAAAAGGCGUUUAUAGAAAUAAAUAGAAAAUCUGCAGAUUCUAUGGUAAACUUUUAUACAUGCUUCCCAAUAUCAAUGGAUGGAAACCAACUUUCAAUAAGUAUGGCUUCAGAAAACAUGAAUAUAGAAGAUGAGGAAGCUAUAUUUGCAACUUUGAUUAAAGAAAGUGACCCAGAGGCAGAUAUAGAUAAAAUUUAUAGUCGAUUUGUACAUCUUGAUAACUUACCAGAAGAUGGACUUCAGUGUGUACUUAAUGUUGGACUUCAGUUUGGAAAAGUGGAUCACCACAUAUUCAUGAGUAAUAAAAACAAGGCAAUUCUUCAGCUUGAUAGUCCUGAAUCUGCUCAUUCUAUGUACAGCUUUCUGAAACUAAAUCCACAAAACAUAGGGGACCACAUAUUGACCUGCACAUUAUCUCCAAAGAUUGAUUCAUCAGAGACUCAAGCUGAGAAAGACCCAGAACUAGGAAGAGAAAGCCCUGACUUGAAAAACAGUCCUGUUGAUGAAAGUGAGGUGCAGACAGCAGCUGAUAGUCCCUCUGUUAAACCUAGUGAGGUUGAAGAAGAAACAGUUGUCAACAUUCAAACAGAAACUUCUGUACAACAGGACGAGCCUUGUGAGGAAGAACCUGAAAAAGUGCUAUGUGACACUGACUUUACUUUUGAAACAUUGGAAAUUGAAACUCAAGAAGAGGAGGUCAAAGUGGAAUUUCCUCUUGUAGCACCCACUCCAGCCAGUAUUGAAUUAUUCACUGAAAAUGUAGAGGAAUCCGUUUUAAAUCAGCAGGUAUAUACUAGUGACUUUGAUAAGGAAGAGGCAGAAAUUAUUAACCCUGAAACAGAAUUAUCAACAUCUGACAGUGCAUUUGUGGACGAAAGGAAUAUCAAAAGAAUUCUGGAAGAAUCUCCAUCUGAUGCAGAAGAUUUCUUUUCUGGGAUUACACAGUCUAUGAUAGAAGCUGUAGCUGAAGUGGACAAACAUGAAGCUGUUUCAGAAGUAGUACCAUCUGCUUGUGUUAUGGCCUUAGUACCAGGAAUUUCUACUGGGGAUGAGAAGUCACUGAACAAAAAGGGAGUUUCUGAAAUUAGUAAUAUGGAUGAAAAGGAGGAGAAUGAAUGCAAUACUAAGGAAACCAGAAUGGAUCUGCAGAUGGGAACGGAGAAGUCAGAAAAAAAUGAUGCUAGGAUGACAGUGGAGAAGUUGGAAAAGAUUAUGACAGCAGUGAAAGAAAAGCCUGCAGAAAAUGCUGUGAUCAAGGUAUAUCCAAAUAAAGGAGUAGGUCUGACCAAUAAGCCUGAUGAAACUAGUAAAACUAGUGUGCUGGCUGCAUCAAAUGCAUCUAGCAGUAAAUCAGCUAUCAAGGCUGGCCUGUUCUCUUCUCCAAAGACAAAAGCUACAACUUCAAGAUCUGAAAAUCAGAAAAGUUUUUUAAGAUCUGUAUUCACAGAAAAGAAACUUUCAGCCAAGGAAUUUGGUCUGUUUAAACCUGCAAGUGCCAGAUCAGGCUUGGCUGAAAGCAGCAGUAAAUUCAAAUCUACUCAGAGUGGUGUCACCAGAGGAGGCAGUGGAAGGAUCUCAGCCCUGCAAGGAAAGGAUUCUAAAGUGGAUUACUGGGAUUUUACAAAACAGUCUCAGGAAACAGAGGCUAGAUCUUCCAUCAUGAAACGGGAUGACAGCAACAAUAAGACUUUGUUUGGGCAAAACACUAAGAAUCCUAAAAGCACCACUGCUAGAAGUUCCAAAUCUAAAGAGGAAUUACUAUUAUUUUCAUUUAAUUUGGAUGAAUUUGUUACUGUGGAUGAGGUUAUAGAAGACGUAAAUCCUUUUCAAGUGAAGCAGAAUACACUAAAGGGUAAAAGGAAAGAAGCUGUCAAAAAUAACCCUUCUUCUGAACUUAACUUAAAGAAGAAAAAGGGAAAAACUUCUGCCUCACGUGUUGUUGAGGGAGAACUCUCUUUUGUAACAUUGGAUGAGAUCGGGGAAGAGGAAGAUACAGCUGCACAUCUAGCACAGGCUCUAGUCACUGUGGAUGAAGUAAUUGAUGAAGAAGAAAUUAAUGUGGAAGAAAUGGUAAAAAAUUCAAAUUCUCUUCUUACACUAGAUGAAUUAAUUGAUCAAGAUGACUGCAUUUCCCACAGUGAACCUAAAGACGUUACUGUAUUGUCAGUGGCAGAAGAACAAGAUCUUCUUAAACAGGAACGCUUGGUAACUGUGGAUGAAAUUGGAGAAGUAGAAGAGUUACCUUUGAAUGAGUCGGCAGAUAUAAGUUUUGCCACUUUAAAUACUAAAGUAGAUGAGGGAAGUACUGGAGGGGAAGCCAUUGGGUUCAUUUCUUCUCAGAUGCCUGAAGACCCUUCUACUUUAGUUACAGUAGAUGAAAUACAGGAUGACAGCAGUGAACUGCAUUUAGUGACUUUGGAUGAAGUAACUGAAGAGGAUGAAGAUUCUUUGGCAGAUUUUAACAACCUUAAAGAAGAACUUAAUUUUGUUACUGUUGAUGAAGUUGGAGAGGAGGAAGACGGAGACAAUGAUUUAAAAGUUGAGUUAACGCAAAGAAAAAAUGACCAUCCUGCAGAUAAAAGAGGGGAUAGAAAAAAGAGAGCUACAGACACAAAGAAAACAAAACUUGAAGCCUUAUCCCAAGUGGGCCCAGUAAAUGAAAAUGUUAUGGAAGAAGAUCUGAAAGCCAUGAUUGAAAGACACUUUACAGCUAAAACACCAACCAAGAAAGUUAGAAUUGGGAAAAUGCUACAAUCAGAAAAAGCUAUUGCCACAGAACCAGCAAAAGGUGAAGAGGUUUUCCAAAUGACUGAAGUUGAUGAAGAUUCUGAAUUAAAGGAUUCAGAACCCGAACGAAAACGCAAGAAGAUUGAAGACUCUUGUUUAGAAAAAUCAGUGGCAUCUGAUGUCCCUGAAGAUUUAGACUUUCUUGUACCGAAGGCUGGAUUCUUCUGUCCAAUUUGUUCCCUCUUCUACUCAGGUGAAAAAGCAAUGACAAAUCACUGCAAGAGUACACGUCAUAAGCUAAAUACAGAGAAGUUCAUGGCCAAGCAAAGAAAGGAAAAGGAGCAGAAUGAGGCUGAAGAAAGAAGCUCGAGGUGAUUGGGGAAACUGGGAAAAAAUUCAUUAGAAAUUUGUUUAGGGUCCAGUUGAUUUGUGUAUUUUUGUUACCACUUAAUUUGUAAUUUUUGUUUCAGAAGCAGAUAUUCAUGUUGUACAAAUUUCUGAUUGCCCUCAAUGUAGAGACUGAUAGGGAAAGUAUGAUGGGUUUGAUUUUUAUAUCAAAUCAUCAGGCAUGGAGAAAUAUCUUUUAGAAGUGUUGAAAUAAAUGUUCCUACUGUAUAUUUAAAAUACUGUCUUGUGUCUAUGACUGAUUUUUUAAAGAUUUGUUUUGCUUUGCUCAACCAACAAUGUAUAGAUCAAAGAUUUCUAGAGACAAUUCAGUUACAUGUUUGAGCUAGGUAGGGUUGAAUAAAACUUUGCUUGAU